GAAAAUAUACACACACCUCCCUCUCUCACACACACACUCACACAAGAGAAAGUCAAGAGAGCUUGAAAGCCUCAAGAGGGAAGCCAGGCAAAGAAACUUCCAAAAGAGCAGGGAGCGGAGAAGAAACCCCAGUUUUGGCAUCUGUGCAUAGGGGAGAGAUUUGUUCAUGAAAGGAUAUUUGAGGAGAAGUUCGUGGGACCAGGAAAAAAAAAGAGAAACUGAAUGUGACUGGAACUAAAACGAAAAUCCUAAGAAAAGCUGCAGUGUAAGGAACUGCCCAGGGAGAAAGUAAAGCAAGAGAACUGAACUUUUUCAUACAUUUCAGUCACUUUACAAGUAUUGCUGGAUUGACUUGAGCUUUCACGUGACCCUGAAGCACCGAGGAAGCUGUGAGCCUGUAAGCCCGCCCGGCUCAAUGUGCUAAGCACAUUCUGCCAAGCGAAACGACCGAAUCAUCCAUCGUAUUGCCCCAUUGAUGGGGAUGAGGGGACUUGGUGUGCGCCUGGUCUGGUGAAAUUUUCCCUUGUGUGGGAGGGUUUCCCACCUCUGCUUACAUCACAGGAGGAGCCAGGGACUGAGAAAGCAUAAACUGCAACACAAACACAAAUGUCAGGGUUUGCCCCCAGGAGGAGAGUGAAAGGCAGAGGGAAUCCCUGCUUGUUGGCUUCCUCUUCCUUCUUCAUCAGUAUCUGCCUGGCAGCUCUUCCUGGCACUGGCGCCUGCCCCAGACGCUGCGCGUGCUAUGUCCCCACGGAGGUGCACUGCACGUUCCGGUACCUCACGGCCCUCCCGGACCACAUCCCUCCCAACGUGGAGCGCAUCAACCUUGGUUACAACAGCGUGGUUAAACUGACUGAAAAGAACUUUCUGGGCCUGAACCACUUGGAACUGUUGAUGUUGCACAGUAAUGCGAUUCAUACAAUCCCUGACAAGGUAUUCACCGGUUUACCUGCAUUACAGGUCCUUAAAAUGAGCUAUAACAAGGUCAGAAAAUUGCAUAAGGACACCUUCUACGGCCUCAAGAGCCUGAUUAGGCUGCAUAUGGACCACAACAAUAUUGAGUUCAUAAACCCCGAAGCCUUUCACGGACUCAGCGCCCUGCGAUUGGUGCAUUUAGAAGGAAACUUUCUCACCAAACUCCACCCAGACACAUUUGUCUCCUUGCGCUUCCUCCAGACAUUUCCGAUAUCCUUCAUAAAGCACAUCUACCUUUCAGACAACUUCCUAACCUCCUUGCCCCAGGAGAUGGUCGAACAAAUGCCUGACCUAGAGAGCCUCUACCUUCAUGGGAACCCUUGGAUUUGUGACUGUGGUCUGGAAUGGUUUCCGGGAUGGAUGGAACGUAAUCCAGAUGUAGUGAAGUGCAAAAGAGACCGAAACAGUUCUGCUUCCCAACAAUGUCCAGUUUGCAAAAAUCCCUGGAAUUCUAAAGAUCGACUCUUAGCCGAGAUCCCAGCUUCCGCCUUGGUUUGUACUAAACCCGUCAUCGAUCCGACCCUAAAGCUGCGGAACACCAGUCUUUCUGAGGAAGGCGAUUCUACGCCUGCAUCCCCUAAAGAGUUCUUAGCUCCCAUAGGCUCCAUGGAUUUGAACAUGGCCGACCACUCCGGAAAUGAAGCCAAGUUGGUCUGCGAUAUUCAGAAACCCUCAAUAAAGUCACCCAUCUCACUUCUACGUGAAAACGACCUCUCCUUACUGAACGUAUCAUUUUCAACUUUCUUGAUAUGCAAUAUAGAUUCCGCUCACAUCCAGACACUCUGGAGAAUUCUGGCCCUUUACAGUGUCUCUCCCCUAAGGAUGGAAAGAAGCCACUUGCUUACCGAGACGCCUCACGUCAGUUACAAAUACAAACAGGUGACCUCCAAGAGCGAGGAUAUCUUCACCGACAUAGAGGCGGAGGUGGGAGCUGAGCCGACAUGGCUGAUGCAGGACCAUUUCUUGCUCCAACUGGACAGGACGGCCACCACCCUUAGCACCUUGCAUAUCCGCUUCUGGACGGAGGCCCAGAUCACCCUCCCUCCAGUGGGAGACGGAGGACGAGGGAGAUAUAAGUGGACCGCCAUUUGCCGAGAUAACAGCACAAAGCUGCAGCACACAGUUUUGGUAGGCGAAACUGUGGACCUGAACUGCCCUGGGCACGGGGACCCUGCCCCACACGUAGAAUGGGUUCUAGCAGAUGGGAGCAGAGUGAAGGCUCCGUACGUCAGCGAAGAUGGAAGAAUCCUAAUCGAUAAGGCCGGGAAAUUGGAACUCCAGACGGCUGAUAGGUUUGACGCUGGCCUUUACCACUGCAUCAGCACUAAUUAUGGAGAUGCAGAUGUUCUGACCUACAGGGUGAUCAUGGUCGAGCCGGACUUAGGGGAUCGCCAUGUGAACGGAGUUCGGCGAACGGUCAUCCUUGGUGAAACAAUUGAUCUUCCUUGCCAGUCGACUGGGGUCCCGGAUGCUUCUGUCAGCUGGGUCCUCCCCGGACCCAUCCUGCUCCAUCGAUCCUCAAGGAACAAACACAUUUUCAGCAAUGGUACUUUAAGAGUCCAAAGAGUCACCCCACGAGACGGCGGACUUUAUCGAUGCGUAGCAGCCAAUCCAUAUGGAGUGGACUUUCUGACUUUCAGAGUGUCGGUUGAAAGCACAGGAAAUGCUGCUUUGACCAGGGAUGAUGGUGAGACUGAUGGCUCUGGGCAGGAAGAACAUAAAAUUGCUAGUAAGGUUACGGAGCUUCCUCCUGAAAGAACUGAUGGAACAUCUCCUCCAGCUACGGAACCGGUUGGGAGAAAUGCACGUAAAGGGCAGCCUCGUAGCAGGAUGACCUACCACCACCGCGGUGACUAUUGGAACAGACAGUUCAGGGGUCACAGACGACAAUUCCCUCCUUCCAUCAGAAGAAUUGACCCACAACGUUGGGCGGCAUUUGUAGAAAAAACAAAAAAGAACUCUCCUCCAGAGAAGCCAGACAACAGCACCUCCACCCCAAUGCCAAAUGUCAAACAGUUCUCAAAGGACUUAGGAGAUGGUGAAGGAUCUUCAGGUGUCUCUCCUCCAGAGGAGGAGUUUCUGCUGCCAGUGACCAAAACUCUUACAAUAUCAGCAAAUACAUCAACCUCAAAGCCCACAGUACCAUCAGGUAACAAUAAAGCCAACUUCGGUCCGGUCCCGGAAGCCACUCCAGCUGGGAGUUCAUGGCUCUUCUCGACUGAGAGAUCUGAGACAGCAACAUUACAUGCAGAUCAUGAACUUUCACCCUCUGUGACAGCAAUGCCCAAGAAAACAAACAUAACCCAAGCCUCACUCAUGAAUGGACAAGAGUUGAUGAAACGACCAGCAACUACUUUCUCCUCCCUACUGACCAACACAGGUGAAUUCCGGAAGGUGGACCAGAUGUCAGCGUCUUUGGGAAAAAGAAAUGAACGGUACAAAAAACCAUCAGAAGAGUUAGUGGAGGAGACCAUCAAAGACAUCCAUUUUGAGAAGUCUCAUGUGGAGGACAAAGCGGAACUACUGACAGACUCUAGUCAUUACACAUCUUUGUCCACAGUCAGCAGGCCAAGAGAUGAACGCUUGUAUUUUCUCACUACACAAAAAACAAUUACCCCAAGCCCCCUUCCAGGUUCAACCAUUACUGCCCAUCAUCAGAUCCAGGUCAUUAAUGACUUAGUGACUACUGUACCAAUGUCCAAACAUUAUGGGAGGCGAAGGAAGAUUUCUGGGAGGAGAAGAAUUAUCAGACCAAACCGAAUUCCAAAUAUCAGAGAAAGAUAUAAUUUUGCCAGGCUACAAUUUAAGGGAUUUGCUGAAGAAAGGACAACUUUUCUUCCAACUACAGUGUUGGAUCGCAAGUGUUCAUCAUGUACUUCUGGACCAACGCUCCCUCCAAUGCCCAUCUAUUCGGUCACCCCAAGGAUUUCAUACUCCACCCCAACACCAUUCCAAGUCAAUGCUCCCACAGCUCCACAUGAUCAAUCUACAACUCUGCCCACAAGACCAGCAUCACCCACUCAAGUGAAAAUGGAACCAAACUUAGAGGUAGAGAAACCAACUCCUACCAUAAGGUUUUUCUAUGCUGAAAGCACACAAGUAACUCCACAAAAUGACUCAGUGACCAAUGCCCCAAUAUCCAUUCACACUGAACAAAUUCCUUCCACGAGCAUUAGUGGCCCAAUGGUAAUUCAUACCUCAGUCAGUGCGAUCUGGGAGACAGCACCUGUGACCUCUUCAUAUUCGGUUGAAAGUGCCAAUUCUCUGACCUCUGCUGCCCAACCCACUGUGAGAGCAUCAAGAAGAAAAAUUCCCUGGCAUCACAUCUUUGUCCACAGUCCUGUCCAAAAAGAAACGAUCAAUUCACAUAAACCCAGUUCACUUGCAGGCAUAACCCCGGGGCUGUCCCAAAUUACCCCUGUUCAGUCCACAGUUGGGGCUUUCCACAUUCAUUUAAAAACUAUCUCAACAAGACAAGAUCAAACAGAGAACUUUCUGCUUCCAACCAGGGCUACAGUGGCCCACGAUAACCUCUUGGAAAGACAUAGCCCUCGGGAUACUGGCAUCCCCGUAGAGCGGCCCUCUCCCUCUCUUACCCCUCAUCUUGCAAGCAGCACAGCAGAUUCAUCCAGGAUCACGUUUCCUUCUCUUCCCCACACCCUGGCCACCGUCACCCAGACUCCAACAGCCAGAUCUGUGAAGCAGAAAGGGCAAAGACGAAAGAGGCCUCAAAAAAGGAUAACCACGGCCCAGAGUAUGACCUCAACUCAAAGCCCUGCAUUUGCUCCAUUUGGAACUACGUCUCCUUCCAUGUUCAAAAUGGUGAGAACUUUAAUGCUGCCUCCCAUACCUGAAUACAGCCCAUCUCCCCCACAGGGCACUUCUGGAGUCCCAGUUAAAUUCAGCCCACCACCGGUGAGUCUUCACAGGGCAGAUGUGACUAGAGAGAUAUCCAGAGUAACCACUCAGCCACUGAAAACCAAUGCUAAGAUGGCUGGGCCCAGGAAACCACUGGAGGUCAGCACUCCUGAGAAAUCAACAUUCACACUCCCAGCUACCCCACAGUUCCUGAAGGAUAAUGACCACAUUCCAGCAAUGCCUCCAAUUGGCACUCUAGGGAUAUCCAUUGGGUACCCUGAGCAACCAUCAACUCUCAUCUCGGACACGACAAGGGCAGGCCUACCCCAGACUUCGAGAGUCGACACACUUCAGCUUCUGACGGAGGUUCCGCCGGAUUCUAGAUCAUCCCCUAAUACAAAAUCUCCUGCUGGAACCACCCUCUUCUCCAACACACAGCAUUUGGGCCUCCUACCACCACUGGUAACAGUUCCACCCCGAUCCUGGAAAGACAAGACCGCUACUCCUCGGUGGUCAAACAAGUUUGAGCACAAGCCAAAUUCAGAGAUUCCUGAGAGAGGCCAGACUGUAAGAGAAAAUACAGUGACUGUACCAAAAUCCAGUUUACCCGCCACCUCCUCUCUCCAUACUUUGGGUCAGGAAAGGGAGAAGGUGGAUUCAAUCGGGAGCUCGUUUGACCAGGCAGCCAAUCAAGAAAUAACUGGCUCCCACCACCUCACCCUAGACUCCUUGCCCAGAAAGAGAUUUGAAAAGCCUAGAAUCAUUGGAGGAAAAGCAGCUAGUUUUACGGUCCUGGUGAACUCAGAUGCUUUCAUCCCAUGUGAAGCAAGUGGAACUCCUCAUCCCACCAUAUACUGGUCUCGAGGCUCAUUAGGACUCAUUAUAGCCAGCGGGAGGCAAGAGGGUCGAUUCCAAGUGUUUGCCAAUGGCACCCUCUCGAUCCAGGCUACGAGGGUUCAGGACCGUGGACAGUAUCUGUGCGUGGCCGUCAAUCCACAGGGCUCUGACCGCCUCUUGGUCACUCUAUCUGUGGUCACCUACCCCCCCAGGAUCCUGGACAGUCGCACCCGGGAGAUCACCGUCCACGUGGGGAGCUCGGCAGAAGUGAGCUGCAGAGCCGAAGGCCGACCUCUCCCAACGCGCUCUUGGAUUCUAGCGAACAAGACAGUCAUCCGGGAAGCAUCCGAGGGAAGCCGGCGAGUCUCCGUGAAACCCGACGGCACCUUGGUCGUUCGAUCCCUGACCGUUUACGACCGUGGGGUCUACACGUGUCUGGCACGCAAUCCCGCUGGCAUGGAUUCCUUGAGCGUGAAGAUCCAAGUGAUCGCCGCCCCACCCCUCAUCCUGGAAGAGAAGAGACAGCAUGUGGUGGGGACCUGGGGUGGAAGUUUGAAGCUGCCCUGUACCGUGGAAGGAAAUCCUCAACCCACCGUUCACUGGGUCCUCUCGGACGGAACCAAAGUGAAACCCUUGCAGCUUGUAAAUGCCAGGUGGUUUCUGCUGGCCAACGGAACCCUUUACACCCAGAACCUGGCCCUUUCGGAUAGCGGUAGGUAUGAGUGCAUAGCGACCAGCUCCACCGGCUCCGAGAGGAGGGUGGUCAAUUUGAUGAUUGAACGAAGAGACUCGGUUCCCAGCAUAGAGACGGCAUCCCCCAAACUGACCGAACUGAAUUUAGGGGACCCUCUCUUCCUGAACUGUUCGGCGACAGGCACGCCCGAGCCCAGGAUAAUCUGGAGGUUGCCUUCCAGGGCUGUGAUUGACAGGUGGCACAGGAUGGGCAGCCGGAUUCACGUGUUCCCAAAUGGCUCCCUGGUCAUCAGGGCUGUGACCGACAAGGACGCAGGGGACUAUUUGUGCGUAGCCAGAAACAAGAUGGGCGAGGACCUGCUCCUGAUGAAAGUCAUCCUGAGAAUGAAGGCCGCACAAAUCGACCACAAGCAGCACUUCAAAAAGCAAGUACCCUACGGCAAAGACUUCCGAGUUGAUUGCAAAGCUUCUGGCUCCCCGGUGCCCGAGAUAUCUUGGAGCCUGCCGGAUGGGACGAUGGUGAACAAUGUGAUGCAGGCCGAUGACAGCGGCCACAGGUCCCGUCGCUACGUUCUUUUUGAUAAUGGGACUUUGUAUUUUAACAAGGUCGGGAUGGCUGAGGAGGGUGAUUACACCUGCUACGCCCAAAAUACUUUGGGGAAAGACGAAAUGAAAGUGCACCUGACUGUGGUAACCCCUGCCCCACAGAUAAGGCAGUCUCCCAAGAGUUACCAGAGAGUCAGAGCGGGAGAAACUGUGAUUUUGGACUGUGAGGUCAUGGGAGAACCCAGCCCCAAGAUAUUCUGGCUGCUGCCUUCCAGUGAUAAAGUUUCAUCUUCCAGUGACCGGUAUUUGCUUCACACUAACGGUUCCUUGUCCAUCAGCAAAGUAAAGCUGUUGGAUUCCGGAGAGUAUGUCUGCGUCGCCCGGAACUCCGGUGGAGAUGACACAAAACUGUACAAGCUGGAUGUCAUUUCCAGGCCUCCUGCAAUAAACAGCUGGUAUGCAAACAAAACGGUCAUUAAAACAACCGCAGUGAGGCAUUCGAAGAAACAUAUCGACUGCAGGGCCGAGGGGAUGCCUCCGCCUCAGAUUAUGUGGAUUAUGCCUGACCAUAUUUUCCUGACGGCCCCCUACUAUGGCAGCCGCAUCACCGUCCAUCCCAACGGGACCCUGGAGAUCAGGAACGUCCGGUCGUCAGAUACUGCGGAGUUCACCUGUGUGGCCCGUAAUGACGGGGGAGAGAGUGUCUUGGUGGUGCAGCUGGAGGUAUUAGAGAUGUUGCGGAGGCCCACGUUCAGAAAUCCGUUCAAUGAGAAAGUGAUAGCCCUCCCAGGGACACCCACUGCACUGAAUUGUUCUGUCAUUGGAAACCCACCUCCUGAAAUCAUCUGGCUCUUACCCAAUGGCACUCAAUUUCCCGCCCGAGCCGGGAAUGCCCGAUUUCACAUCAGAAGCAACGGAUCCCUCGUCAUCCAAAACCCGACUAAAGAUGAUGCUGGGAGAUACCGUUGCACUGCUAAGAAUCAAGUGGGCUACAUUGAAAAAUUGAUCAUCUUAGAAGUGGCCCAGAAACCCGUUAUCCUAACGUACGUACUAGAAGCCAUAAAGGGCAUCAGCGGACAACUGCUCUCCCUUCACUGUGUGUCCAGCGGAAGUCCGAAACCCACCGUGACUUGGACCGUUCCAGGUGGCCGAGUGAUAGACAGAUCUCAUGCUUGGGGAAGGUAUAUCUUGCAUGAAAAUGGUACUCUGGUCAUCCAAGAAGCAACCGUUCACGAUAGAGGAAACUAUAUCUGUAAGGCUAAAAACAGCAUCGGGGUUGCAACGGUAGCCGUUCCUGUGACGAUCGUCGCCUACGCCCCUCGGAUUACAAAUCGACCCCCUCGAAGUAUCCACACCGUGUCGGGUGUGGCCGUUCAAUUAAACUGCGUGGCGCUGGGGAUACCUAAGCCAGAAAUCACCUGGGAGAUGCCCGACCAUUCGGUGCUUUCAACAGCGGGUGGAGGACGCUCUUCUGGGAGUGAACUUCUCCACCCCCGGGGGACGCUAGUCAUCCAAAAUCCCCAAACGUCUGACUCUGGGGUGUAUAAGUGUACUGCAAAGAACCAGCUGGGCUGGGACUCGGCUAUGACAUACAUUCGAGUGCACUGAAAUGAAGAAAUACAGCCUGAACCACCCUUAAAGAAAGUCUACAUCUGGGCCAAGUUUCUUUUUGGAAGAAGUUUAAUCAAAGGCAGCCAGAGGCACAGAAAUGAUUUAGAACACAUUUACAAUAUUCACUUUAUAAUGGACAUGCAAAAAAAGACUUGGAAAAAAAUCUUGCAUUUAUGAACUAGUAUUGAUUCCCUCAAUGACCAAAUGGAUUUGAAAACAAACUUUAACUUAAGGCACUUUUAUUUUGCCAACAAAUAACAGUAAAGGUUAAAAUAAAAUUACUCUCAUAAAAGAAGAAGCUUCAAAUGUACCUGAAUUUUCCAGUAAAUAAUGAUUUUUUUUCUUUCUCUCA
Messenger RNA from Ornithorhynchus anatinus (platypus), 8872 nucleotides. It is a transcript of the gene IGSF10, whose product is annotated as immunoglobulin superfamily member 10. The transcript has 7 exons. Gene Ontology annotation, molecular function: protein binding. The record is from RefSeq and is a predicted model, not a curated record. Lineage: Eukaryota; Metazoa; Chordata; Mammalia; Monotremata; Ornithorhynchidae. Bases 607 to 8517 code for a protein of 2636 amino acids. Gene Ontology annotation, cellular component: extracellular region.